This is a messenger RNA of Bursaphelenchus okinawaensis, 4399 nucleotides long. Lineage: Eukaryota; Metazoa; Nematoda; Chromadorea; Rhabditida; Aphelenchoididae. The record is from the annotation of a GenBank genome assembly.
AUGGUUCUAAUGAGACCUAUCAUAGAAGAUCAGGUUUGGUUAACUGAUUCUGAAAGUGGUUAGUCUUAAAAUUUGGGUUGAAAUUCAUUUUUUAGUAGUAGGGGGGGGGGGAUAGAGGAGAGAGGUUUUAAAUUUCAAAAUUCAAAAAAACUUUUUUAAAUUGAGAUGUGAAAUUUAAAGUUUAAAAAUGGGAUUUGAAAUUUUAAAACUAGCUUAAGGGGCAUUGAAACAACAUGUUUUGCCAAUUAAAAUCUUUAUUUUUCAGAGAAUGGCGAUUUGGACGGAACUGAAAGUUUGGACAGAUUUCAUUGGAAUCAGAAGAGCUUAAGGGCCAGCCAAAAACGGGCUAGCCAAAUGCCAAAGCCAACUAUUGUUAAUGCUUAUAAGUCUGUAAGUUUUUUAUGCUUAGGAUGUUGUUUUUCAACUUUUUUUUUUAUUUUUUGGAGAGGGACGAGAAUUUUUGUAUCAAGAAUUGCGCUUUUCCCUACUCUAUCCUAUUAUACUCCAAUUUAUUGGACUCUUCCCUUCUCUAUCUUACGCAAUAAUUGGAAUGAACAAUAACUUACUUUGCCAUUAAAACAGUGUUUUUAUGUAAAAUACGUAGUCAAUCAAAAGUUAUUUGAAAGUUUGAACUUUUGAAUAGGUCUAGAAGAUUGUAUGGACAAUUGUUAACCAUAGUUGUUUUUUGAAAAAUAUAAGGGAAGAACAAGUUUUGCAAAAAUAUAUGUCUGUAAAAACAAAAAAUAACAUCUAUAAUUUUUAAAAAUUAGUUUUUAACACUGUAGCAGACUACAUGACGUUUUUCAUUAGAAACGAGCAGUUUGUGAAAUUAUUUAUUAAAAAUUAGAAUUUUGUGAUAUUUUUCAUUACAAAUGAGGGUUUUAUGAAAUUUUUCAAUAGGAAUGAAGAUUUUAUCACAUUUCUCAUUGGAAAUGAUUUUAUAACAUUUUUCAAUAGAAAUGAGCAUCUUUCUUAAAGCUGUAUUAAGGAACAUAUGACAGGUUGGUUACCAAAAAAAGUAAAAGCAUUUGUAAAUAUUUGCUUUUCUUCUUAUGACAGUUUACUUCACCUACAUUUAUGGAGUAUUAUGGAGAAAUUAUUUAGUAACUCGUUAGGUUCUAUGCAUAAUAGUAAGCGUUUUUACAUUUCUGUUAUAAAAUGUCAUAAAAAUGAAAAAGGUUUAGAAAAUGUCAUCAAAUGUCAUAAAAUACUCAUUUGUAAUAAAAAAUGUCAUAAAUCCUUUAUUUUUAGUAAAAAUUGUCAUAGAAUCCUCAUUUUAAUGAAAAAUGUCAUCAAAUCCUCAAUUCUAAUGAAAAAUGUCAACAAAUCCUCAUUUUUUAAUAAAAAAUGUCAUAAAAUCUUCAUUUCUAAUGAAAAAUGUCAUCAAAUCCUCAUUUUUAAUGAAAAACGUCACAAAAUUGUCAUUUUUAAUAAAAAAUUUUAUAAAGUAUUUAGACUUCAAAAAAAACGUAUUUUACAAUAACUUUUUUUCCUAUAAUUUCUCUCUAUUUUUACGAAACGUAAAACUUCUAUGCACAUGUUUACUGAUAACAAAUAAAAAUUUAUGGGAAACGGGCCUAAUUAAUUAACUUUACGAGCGAAUUUUUAACUAUUUUGAUAUCGAAAACAUAUGAAAUGGGAAGGAAAUUCUUCGUUCUGUUGCAAAAUGUCACAAAUUUUUGGGGGAUAAUGUCAUAUGGCAUAAAAAACUAUUUUUUUGAUAAAAAUUUAAAAAACAAUUUUUUUUCGUUUUUAUGGUUUUUCAUUAGGAAUGAGGAUUUUAUGACAUUUGUCAUUAGAAAUGAGGAUUUUUUGACAUUUUUCAUUAGAAAUGAGGAUUUUGAUGACAUUUUUUAUUAGAAAUGAGAAUUCUAUGAGAUUUUUCCUUCUAAAAUGUCAUCCAGAACAACUUCCCUCUCUGCAACGUAUUUUACAAUAUAUUGUUAUAGCCAAUUAUACACUUUAUCUAGUUGAUUGUUAGUUUUCGAGACGUUCCCAGUCCAAAUAAAUGAAUGACUGGCCAGCCGGCCAGUGAAAAGUGGACACUCAUUCAUUUACCUUUUAGUUUUUUGCUGAAGCAAGUGUCAUUCUAACUUAUUGACAUCUGCAAAACCCAUUUUUCUUUUUGCUUCUGGGCAUUUUUUACAUUUUUCGGGGGAUUUUUGAUGAUUUUUUUUGUUUUGUAAAGAAAGUUUUUGCGGUUUUUGGAAAAAUGUGUUAUGUAAAGAAAGUUCUUACGGUAUUAAAAAAAAAGCUUUGGAAAGAAAGUUCUUGCGAUUUUUGUAAAAAUGAGUUUUGUAAAGAAAGUUCUUGCAGUUUUACGUUAAAAUCUAAAAUUUCAACUUCUUUGAAAUCAAAUAACAACAAAAAAUGGUCAAGUCUGAUCAAACCCUACGGCUUUUUGAAACGUUUUCCGAUCCCUCGAGGCUGUUAAACCUCAAAAAUUCCCGUUGGUCAUUCCGGACAGAAAACUUUAUGAAACACGCUUAAAGUGUGGGCGAUUAAUCAUAUUUUAUAUAACCAAACGUAUACUUGUUUGAUUAAUCACUUUUCAGUAUGGUUUUGGUAAAUUUUCAAUUUGACUUAAUUUUUUUUUGUAAAAUACGGUUCGGACUUGGUCGAAUUUAAAGUAGGUAAGAUCUUGAGCAGGACGUAUAAUGUGAUCUAGAGUCAUGUAGUGUAUGCUAUAUUUACGGUAUGUUAAGAUGGGAUAGAGUAGAGUAAGGUAGGAUGGUAUAUGGUAAAGAGUAGGGCUAGGCAGGGACGUCGUUUGGGGGGGGUGGUUCGAGGUGACUCCCCCCCCCCAGAGCCGAUCCGAAAAAAAAUCCACAGGUAGGUACCUGUACGCGGAAAAACGAAAAAAAAAUUUUUUCGACUUCCCCCCUCCCCCAGAGAAAAACCGUAGCGACGUCCCUGGGGCUAGGAGCUGAAAAUAAGGUAAGAAUGGGUACGGUGUGGUAAAAAUGAGUAGGGCCGGUUAGGCUAGGAUAUGGUCGGGUUAUCUACGAGAAAUUUAUGUAUAGUAAGUUAGGAAAGUGUAUGCUGGGAUGGCUAUUGUAUUGCUGGGUAGGGUAGGGUAGGGUAGGGUAGGGUAGGGUAGGGUAGGGUACGGUAGAGUAGGGUAGGGUAGGGUAGGGUAGGGUAGGGUAGGGUAGGGUAGGGUAGGGUAGGGUAGGGUAGGGUAGGGUAGGGUAGGGUAGGGUACGGUAGGGUAGAGUAGGGUAGGGUAGAGUAGGGUAGGGUAGGGUAGGGUAGGACAAAUGAUAAAAAGCAUAUGUUUGUGUACCUCUUAGAAAAAAAUUUUUUUUUGACAUUUUAAACGUAAGCUUACUGUGUUUGCAAGCCCGUUUACUACGUAGUAAUUUUCUUGUUUACCUUCGAGAUUAUUAAUUUAAGUUAGGAAAUAAAUAAAAUAAUAAGGCUUUAAACGCAAAGGUAAUCUCACUUGGAGCAACGACGUAGAGGAGUUUUCACACUGUUUUAUUGGGUUAUGCUUAUCAUUUUGUUUAUAAUUUUUUCCAUAAACUUAGUUUAUUAUAAAGAAUUGUAUACUCAGUUCACCCGGAAGUAUUUUAUCUUUUCGAAUACUAAGGAAUGACAGUAUUAAGUUAUCUAUGAUAUUCUAAAUUAGAGACAAAACAUUUUAUAAUGCGUUUUGUCUAAACGUGUUUCUAUGGAAAAAAGUUUGGAUGUUAUAGCUUUUAUUUUCAGUAGUGUUGGCAUUAAUCAUAGUAGUAGUAUAGAAAAAAGUAUUUUAUUCUCAUCUCCGUCCCCCUCUCAAUUUUUUUUUAAAAUUGGUUGAACGUGGUCUCCUCUGUUAAUAUUUUUGAUAAAAAAUUUAAAAAAUUCUAAAAAUUUUUUUUACCCUGCCCCCAAAAUUUUUUUAAAAAAUUUUUAUUACUUGUUACCCUCGAUUUCGAGUCAAAAUUGAAAAAACGCAGAAAAAAAAUAUUUUAUCCCACCCUCAAAAAAUUUUUUUGCAAAAAAAAACGAAAUUCUGCCCUUAUCGAGGUUUAAAAAAUUCUCUUUUCUUCAACCUUAUUCUACCCCACCCUAUCCUACUCUCCCAGCCCAAAAUUACCCGCCCGCCACUGAUUAUACGUCUUGAAAAUCAAUUUUUAAGCCCCGAACGAACACCUAUUUACGAUAAUAAUUUCGUUUUUUUUGCAGGACAUGCCGGGUGUGGCUUUGUUGGAGGAGCCGACAACACCGCAACGUUUGGCGGUGAGUUUUUCUCAAAUCCUCGAUUUUAUGCAAAUCUCGUGGUUUUUGAGGUCUAAUCAGAGCGUUUAUUCGAUUUCAGCAUUUCCUCUCCAAACCCUUCCGCACGAAUCCUUUGAAACGAACCAAAAGUGUGUCCAAAUUGGAGCGCAACACUUACACGGAUCCGAUUGGGUGA